Molecule: messenger RNA, 3634 nt
Organism: Clupea harengus (Atlantic herring)
Lineage: Eukaryota; Metazoa; Chordata; Actinopteri; Clupeiformes; Clupeidae
Gene: grk7b
Product: G protein-coupled receptor kinase 7b
Biological process (GO): regulation of signal transduction; protein phosphorylation; signal transduction
Cellular component (GO): cytoplasm
Molecular function (GO): rhodopsin kinase activity; ATP binding
Source: RefSeq, a predicted model, not a curated record
AGGUGUCCGCUCUCAGUCGCUCUCAGAUGCAUCAAGGGUUUAGAAGUGCUAACACACAGAUAGGACACACACACCAACACACAGACCUGUAUAUAGGUACAUACACCACCUAGACUGGAGGUAUUUCUGUAGAGAGGCCCUUGCCUCUCCUCUUCUCUUUGGUGUGACGUUGCACCCACACCUGCCCAGUCACAGCCAUGUGUGACAUGGGAGGUCUAGAGAACUUGGUGGCCAACACGGCCUACCUGAAAGCCCAGGCCGGCGACGACAAGGAGAUGCGGCGGCGGCGGCGGAGCCUGGCACUGCCCAAGCCCGAGCAGUGCUCCGCCAUGCGCUUCUCCGUCAGCAACUACUUUGAGUCGCUGUGCGAGCAGCAGCCCAUCGGCAGGAAGUUCUUCCGGCAGUUCCUGCUGGUCUCCGCGCCCGAGUACGCGGCUGCUGCCGAGUUCCUGGACGAUCUCGCCGACUGGGACCUGGCCGAGGCCGGGACCAAGGACAAGGCCCGGCAGAACAUCAUCAACCGGUUCUGCAAGGCCGACUCCAAGAGUUUCCUGUCCUUCCUGACGGGCGGUGCGAAAGAGAGGUGCAAGGCUGUUACGGACAAGACCUUCGAGGAGGUGAUGAAAGGGCAGGUGAGGGACGCCACCAGAGACUUCCUGAGGGGGAAGCCUUUCACCGAGUACCAGAACAGCCCCUACUUUGACAAGUACCUGCAGUGGAAGCAGUACGAGAGGCAGCCAAUUGGCGAGAAAUACUUCUACGAGUUCAGGACCCUGGGCAAAGGAGGCUUCGGAGAGGUGUGCGCUGUGCAGGUGAAGAACACGGGCCAGAUGUACGCUUGCAAGAAGCUGGACAAGAAGCGCCUGAAGAAGAAAGGUGGUGAGAAGAUGGCCCUGCUGGAGAAGCAGAUCCUGGAGAGGGUCAACAGCCCAUUCCUGGUCAAUCUGGCCUACGCCUACGACACCCCCAGCCACCUGUGCCUAGUCAUGUCCCUGAUGACCGGCGGCGACCUGAAGUACCACAUCUACGACAUGGGCGAGCGGGGCAUUAACAUGGACCGCGUGGUUCACUACACGGCGCAGAUCACCAACGGCAUCCUGCACCUCCACGCCAUGGACAUCGCCUACCGCGACAUGAAGCCAGAGAACGUGCUGUUGGACAGCCAGGGCCAGUGCCGGCUGUCGGACCUGGGGCUGGCUGUGGAACUGCCCAACGGGAAGACCCUCUGCCAGACGGCUGGCACGAGUGGCUACAUGGCCCCGGAGAUCCUGAAGCAGGAGCCGUACCGCAUGUCUGUGGACUGGUGGGCCCUGGGCUGCAGCAUCUAUGAGAUGGUGGCAGGGCGUCUGCCCUUCAAGGACUACAAGGAGAAGGUCCAGAAGGACGAGGUGGUCAGGAGGACCUUUGAAGACGAGUGCAAGUACACCCAUAAGAACUUUGAUGCCCUCACCAAGAAAAUCAUAGGCCUGCUCCUGAAGAAGAGAGUCAGUGAGCGACUCGGAUGCCGUGGUGAUGACCCCCGCAAACACGAAUGGUUCAAGUCCAUAAACUUCGCCCGUCUCGAGGCCGGGCUCAUCGAGCCUCCGUGGACACCCAAGCCCAACGUGGUCUAUGCCAAAGACACGGGCGACAUCCACGAUUUCUCCGAGGUCAAGGGCGUGGUGUUUAAUGUCAGCGACCAAAAAUUCUUCAAGGAGUUCAGCACGGGGGCGGCGCCGAUCCCCUGGCAACAGGAAAUGAUUGACAGCGGGCUCUUCGAUGAGCUGAAUGAUCCCAGCAGGUUGGAGUCAUCCUCUGCACUGGUCGGUGGGGAAGAGAAGAAGUCCAAGUCCUGCACGUUGCUGUAAGGCUCUGCAGUGCAGACAUCAACACAAGAGGCAUUCACUCUCACUUCUGCUCAUUUUGCUUAAUUAUAAAAGAGGAAGAUGUGAACUCCUGGCAUAUAUUUGGCAAUAUAUUGAUAUGGCAAAUCUGAAUUGAUCUUACAUUUAGCAUAAUAUGCCACGGGGGUCAAGGAACAAAACAGUCCCAGAUUGUUAGCUCUAUUGAUGCCGUCUGUAAAUUGAUAUAUGCCUUUUAAUAUGUUUCUGACUGAAUUCAAUUUUUUUUUUUUAUGCUAAAGUUCACAUUGUCAGAACACGUGUAAAUAGAGGAGUUAAUUUGUUACUAUCCUCUUAGCCUUACUUUCUUGGUCUUAAUUAGACUUCUCACCAAGCCUCCAGUAAAAUGUUGCAUAUAGACGAUGGUGGCUGUAGUACCUAUUAUUCACCACACUGUGUCAGUAUAUAACCACUAGAGAUUCAUCUCUCCCCCUGCCAUCAAGAUGCUCACCAACUGCCUUUCCACGGACUAAAACUUGCAGGAUAAAAUAUAAAAAAUGUUUUUCCUUACAGGUAUUUUACUUUGUGGCAUAACAUUGGUCAGCAUAUAACAUAACUUUCUCUGAAGUCAUCUGUUUUGUGGUAAAGAUGUGGACUUCAUUUGAAGUCUUGUUAAUUGUUAUUCCUAACUGAGGUGCAAUAUGAGUCCUAUGAUGCCUAAAGAAAAUCCAACAGGAUCUCCACCAUCACCCUACGUCACUGCUGGGCUGAAUAGUUUUUAUAUAGUGCAUUUCAGCCUAAUAUUUGAUAGUCACGGGUGUUAGAAACUUUAAAGGUUCAGAAAUAAAUUAAAACAAUCAAGAGAUUGCCAUGUGCUCAACUAUUUUCAACGACUUUUUUUCUGUUCAAAUGAUACUGAAAAUGACAGUGAUGUGAUCAGUGAUCCUUUACAAUGGCAAAGUACAUGUCAGGAGAGGAAUCGUUUUUGAUUGAUGGUUAUAAUCAUUUGGUCACAUCAUGAUAGUCACAUUCCUGUGUGUCACUCACUUACAACACGUGUGGUCACCCAUAAACCUUAAUGUUGUUUGGUGCCUAUAUGUUUAACAGUGUAACUUUAACAAAUAGGUGCUAGCGUAGCUUUACAAAUGCUGUAAGCGCACAUGGUUGCACUGUACCUCUGCUCAUCUGGGGUGAUUCUUCAAAUGUAGCCUGGAUUCUGGCUACACAAGUGCAAAUGUAUAGAGGCUAUAUGAGAGAACCGUUUCCAAAUGUUUUGUUUGUAUUUGUUUUGUUUGUUUAUUUGUUUUGUUUGGGUUGUGAUCGGCAGCUUGAAGAAAAUACAUACCGGCAGUGGCUUUGUACUGGUGGCAAAAGGCCAGUAAAAACAAAGAAAAAUUCAUCACGUAGAUAAGAAACAAAAUCAUGUUUCCUCAUUAGUGAAUGUUGCAUAGCUGCUAAAUAUUUACAUUUUGUAAGUUGAGUUGCAACACUUGGCUUUAGUUAUAGUAACUCAUUUAUUUAAUUAGUUCAUAUUCAGUGGCUGUGUGAUGUAGUAUUCUGUCAAGUUUACGCAGUAAUGAAAUUGAUAUCUCAUGUGUAAAUGUCUGCCAUGUCUUUGUUUGUUUGUUUGUCUGUUUGUGCACUUGUUUCUUUCAAUGGAGAGGUCUGCUCCUCACCAAAUGUCUCUGCAUUCUUUUACACACUGACUAAUCAUGUUUGUUGUUCUUGCUUUGGUUUUGUUUUGUUUUGUUUGUUUUCAGGGGCUCUUUGGAAUAGUGUAAUUAUGGGAAAACAAAAAUAAAAUAGUGAUGCCU